Messenger RNA from Rosa chinensis, 961 nucleotides. Its product is annotated as B3 domain-containing protein Os04g0386900-like. Lineage: Eukaryota; Viridiplantae; Streptophyta; Magnoliopsida; Rosales; Rosaceae. Gene Ontology annotation, molecular function: DNA binding. The coding region runs from base 235 to 663 and encodes 142 amino acids. The record is from RefSeq and is a predicted model, not a curated record. The transcript is spliced from 3 exons.
ACAAACAAACGGAAGAAGAAAUCCAGGUAUCACAAGUUCAGAUGUUUGUCCUCUAUGCCACAGCAACUUUCUUGAAAAUGGCAAAAUGUAUUUGAAUGAGGAGCCACCAUUUAGAGACCAUCUAACUCCUUUUUCAGUAUCCGCCAUUACCCUUUAGACUUCUCCACUCUUCAGUAACUCUCACCAACUAACUCCAAAGAUCAUUUGUAUGUGAAACCAGUUGUAGACCCUGAAAUGGCCAAAUCUUCAUCGAAUCCUGUAGUUGAAUUGAAUGGACAGGAAUUCUGGCCACUUUCUGGGAAACCAUACUUUGACGUCAUACUCACGAAAUCACAUGUGAAACCCAUUUACCAACUGGGGAUCCCAGCCAAACUUGAACCAGUACUACCCUCUGGUUCAAUACAUACAGUUCUCACAUUUGGGGCUAAGAGCUGGGAGAUGACCUAUAAUGGAGAAAAACGUCAUAAACAAUUCGAUCGAAAGUCAUGGGGAGCAUUUGUCGAUGAAAACAAUUUGAAGGCUGGAGAUGGAUUGGUGUUUGAACUCAAGGAGUGCAAUAGCACACAAAUAGGAUUCAGAGUCCAAAUCCUGAGAGGUGACAUCCCUGACGAACUUCUAGAAAAGGCCAACUGUGAGGCAGAGAAACCCAUUUUCAUACAAUGAUACUGCCUUUCCAUGGAUGGUUUAUCAUUCUCCUGUAUCACAUUAAUGGCCAGGAGCUAAUAUAAUAUAGGGAACUCAGUAGAGCGUAUUGAGAGUACUGCUAGAUUUUAAUAUUUUUAGAUCUAUGGGUUUGAUGUCUAGGUUCUGUGGUGUAAUUUGACAUGAUACCAUUUUAGUUACAUGAGCAUUAAUGCAUGUAUACCUUCAGAAAAAUGCAAUUGUACUCGUGUUCUUAAUUAUCACCAAAGAGAUUGGUUUUUAUUUUCUUCUCAUAUCAGAGGAGAUGGGUCUUACUUCA